AGAGUCAUAAAGACAAGCUCGCCACAUCUCUGUUAGACCUUGUAGUAUGCUUACCUAGAUCUGAGAGGGACUUUCAGUAGAGACCAUGAUUCCAUGUGGACGACGCAUAAACAAAAAUGAGAAACACGAAGAGAAACUGGUAAUGUUCACCAAUCAUCCGGAGGAUUCUGAAAGAUGUGAAAGCAUGGAAUUGGACAAUAAAAUCCGAGAUCUGAUCGAGAGGAAUGCUUCUCCCGAUCUUAAAGGGAUGACCCUGGGAGCUACACCAAGUCACAGAAAUUCAUGUUCCCUAAAGACCCCAGGAAAAACAGCUUCCACGGCACAUCUUGCACAGGGAACAACUAGAAUGAGUGCUGCAGAAGGUUCUAUGGAGCAUGCAGAGUAUGAUCAAUCAUCAAGCAGAAAGAACUUGACAAAUUCUCUUGAACAAAAGAUAAGGUGUUUGGAAAAACAGAGAAAAGAGCUCCUGGAAGUCAACCAGCAAUGGGAUCAGCAAUUUAGAAGUAUGAAAGAGCUAUAUGAAAGAAAGGUCGCGGAGCUGAAAACGAAACUAGACGCCGCAGAAAGAUUUCUCAGCGUGCAGGAGGAGGAGCGGCAACAGAGUCAGAGAGAGAGCGACAGGCUACGCGAGCUGAACCGCGAGCGGCUGCAGCGCCAGGAGAAGGAAAAGGAGAGCCUACAUGAAGAAUUACACGAAUUGAAGAAAGAAAAUAAGUUCUUGAAGGAAAAAAAUGCUCUUGUGAACAAGAAGAAGGAACAUUAUGAGUGCGAAAUAAAACGCCUCAAUAAGGCUCUUCAAGAUGCCUUGAAAAUCGAGUGUUCUUCAUUUUCGGAGGACUGUUUGGGAAAGUCUGAAAUGGAGUGCAGGCAUGAGGAGAUGCGAACAGAAAUGGAAGUUCUCAAACAGCAGGUGCAAAUAUAUGAAGAAGAUUUCAAAAAGGAGCGAUCAGACCGAGAAAGACUUAAUCAAGAGAAAGAGGAGCUGCAGCAAAUUAAUCGAACUUCUCAAUCCCAGUUGAACAGGCUGAAUUCUCAGAUAAAGGCUUGUCAGAUGGAGAAAGAAAAACUCGAAAAGCAAUUAAAACAGAUGUUGUUCCCGAUGUGUAACUGCGGCUUGAAUUCCCACGGGCAGGAUCCAUACGCACCAGCAGGCCCUGGAGCUGCACGGGAUCAACAGAAGCCCCCACCAGACUAUCAGUGGUAUGCUCCUGACCAGUUUCCGCCAGAUGUGCAGCAUAAGGCAAAUGGUUUCUCUUCAGAAAAGAAAGUCAAUCAGUAGAAGCACACACAAGUAGAGGAACAUUCGGGCCAGAGGGAGAGCUUGGCUGAGGACCCUCAUUUUUCUUUUUACUGGUGGCUUAUGUCGACACAACUGCACAUCAUCUACUCCAUGAUUCGUGCAUGGUGGUGUUUCCCUUUGGCACAGAGAGAGGAAAAGACUUGGGACAGCUAAGAUCCUGAUCAAGUCGGAGAAGCCAGCAUUACACAACCAAAUGCAAUGUCCAGUUUCCUCAAAAUGAGAUUUGGCAGAUGGAUUAUGCGCCAUUCUUUGAAACUCUCUUCAGCAUAUUGCUGUUGGACUUACAGAGGCUGAUCUCAUGAUUUCAGCAACUCCACUUUUGGUACAGUGAUGUUCUAUGUUGAUUGAAAUAUAUAUUCCCUGGGGGAAGAGUUACUGCAGUUAUAAAUUUGUAACAUUGCUCCCAUGAUUUCUGUCGGGGCUUGGUUCUUUAGUCAGUGUGACUAGGUACUGUCCUCAUCAUUGUUGGUCUUCGUGAACCUAUGAUUAGGACUGAAGACAUGUAUAGACCUCCUUAAACUAAAUGAAUGGUUCAAUUUGAAUAAAAUGGUAACCUUGAAACUAUGCUUUGAGCAGAUCAUUCCUAUAAGGCAGAUAGAGAAAUUGUGAGCAUCCUUCAUUCUUCGGUGGGAUAGGUUAUGAAAGACAAAACUCCACUGUGAUGUUGAUGGCUUUGCUGUGUUCAUAUGUACUACAGUAGUAGUUUGGAGACACAUGGAUUUAGGGUGGAAUCUGUUUUUAUUUCCCAUGGAUUUGAGUAAUUAUUGAUGAACAACACGUCUGACUCCUCAAACCUAUAAAAUUGGAAAAUGAAUGUAUCCAGAUUCUAUUGUAAUUAAAUUUUACCAUGGCAUGACAGAUGUCUGAAGACUAAGCAGAUUUAAAAGUAUUACGUUCAUCCAUUUAAUAAAGUUUCUGCUAGGACCAACUGGAGGUCCUCUUUGUGAGGAGAUGUAGAACAGAAGUGUGAGACCCACAGAUAUAUGUAAUCCUAGAAGCACCUAAAGAAAACUAGGAGCAACUGCUGAAGCCGCAGUCAAAUGAAACCAUCCGACAUACUGCUGAAACUCUCUGGCUCCAGCUUCCAGAAGUUAAACUACUUAAUUCCAGCUCAGACUCUUCUUUUUUUUUCAACUCCUGAAUAUACUCGCAGCUUUGUGUAAUGGGAAGGUGAACCAGCCUUAGAAAGUUAAAUACUUUCAGCCGGGGUCUGGCUACUAGGAAGAUAAUUCCUGAGAAAGAAUUAUCCUUCUCUUACAUUAAUUCUCCUAAGCUUUGUUUUUGCUGCUACUUAUUAAAGAGACAAAUCAUCCUUGAGCAAUUCUUCAGCAUAAGUGAAUCAGAAAAACAAUGGGGUUUACAAGUCAGUUUCAUCAAAGCUUUUUUUUUUUAAUUUCCAUUUCCUCAGAUUUGUGGAAUAGUCAUUUCAAUAGUACUUUUAGUGGUGGAUUAAGUUUGCCAACUGAGAUGUGCCUAUAGGAAUAAAAACUGAACACACACGCAAAACGUACCCUUUGAUAGCCUCAUUCUACGUUAAUCCAACAGCAAUAAAACAUGAUUUAACCAUCCUAUUACUAUUACUGAAGUCAUCCUAUUAUUAAUUAGCAAGUUGGCAAACAUUGGCAAGAUUAUGCAAAUGCUAAUGUAAUGGGAAAAACUCCAAUUUAAGUGAGACCUAAUUUAAUUUGAAUUCCCAGUGGGUGACUGCAAAUGUGGGAAGAGGACCCCUUGCCCAGAGUGCAACAAAAGAGAAUUUCUACAAGAAGACGGAUUUCUACAGCCCCGGCCCAAGAGCCAGUCAGUCUCUCCUGUGUCCCUCUUUCCAAAUCAUUUGUUUGGAGACUCCUGUCUCAGCCCAUGCUUCAUCCUCAGCUGUGGCCCUUGCUUCAUUAUCACACACAAUUUCUGGAAAUUAGGUGAGGAAUAGCUGUGUCCUUUUGUAGGAGAGGAAGUCAUACCACACAGUCUCUUUUAUCGAGGAAAAGGAAAACAAGGGCACAUUUUAAGUUUUUGACGAUCAUGGAGAAUUUAACCUUGAAGGUAUCACAUGAAUAAAUAGGUGUAUUCACCUUGUCUUGGUUGUGACAUGAAAUAAAAAAAAAAAAAAAAAAAUACUUCCUUCGGGCCUUUGGAUCUGGUUAAGUCUGGGAGUUAGGCCAGCCUCUGUUGCUACUAGCAUAGUUUUUUUAACUCCAUUUUUCUGACAGAAAGGAUAUUUUGGACUAAAUUGCUAAUAUGAAGCAUGAACAUACUUCCAGGUGAUUUUCUUUGUUUUAUUUACUGAGCUCUAUCCCUUAAUGUUCAAGUGCAUUACAUGGUGGAAGUAUGGGUCUGAAUGGUCAUUUUCAUGUAUUCAUACUUUUAAUGUAGCUCAGUCAUAAGUGAAAUCAUAUCUAAAAAGACAUAUGACCUCCCAACUCAAUAAUUCAAUUUUACAAAAAUUUUCUUAAAUUAAAAAUAAAAAAACAU
Lutra lutra (Eurasian river otter) is the source of this 3769-nucleotide messenger RNA. RefSeq names its product TNFAIP3 interacting protein 3 (gene TNIP3). The transcript has 14 exons. The record is from RefSeq and is a predicted model, not a curated record. NCBI's taxonomy places the organism in Eukaryota, Metazoa, Chordata, Mammalia, Carnivora, Mustelidae. Bases 86 to 1279 code for a protein of 397 amino acids. Gene Ontology annotation, biological process: cellular response to lipopolysaccharide; regulation of transcription by RNA polymerase II.